AUGGAGAAAAAGGGAUCCUCAAUUAUAGGCAAAGUCUCUCGCACUUUAAAACGAACGUUAAGUUCUCAGGUCACAAGAGCAGAAGCAGGAGAGCAAUGCGGCAACCUCGAAAAGUUCGUCGAAUCGACGGGUGCAUUUAAUGGAAUCAAGAAAUACCAAUAUGUGGCUAUAUACCCCGUUACCAGCCUAUGUGAUUUCAUUACUAACACAAAACACGACACAUUAUUGAAGGAGCAUGGGCUUUGGAUGUGCAAGACUCGCGAGCCUGGAGAAGAUGACUAUGCCGGUACAUGUGACCUUGAAAUUAUCCAGCAAUUGAGAGAGAAAAGACAGACAUCAUUUAUCUCCCAUAUCUGUCGCGAACCAACGAUUCACGAGCUUUGUUAUAAAUCCAUGCUCAUUGGUGAUUAUGAGUUUGGAGGAAGUCCUCUGGAAGCCUGUCUACUGGUGACGGUGUACAGCUUGAUUCAGCAGCUCUUACAGCUCAAGUUGAGCCCCGAGGAAGACAAAAUAAAAGUAGAUAUCAAGAUGCUCAGCGAAUUGAAGCUGAAAAACUCGCACUGGGUGAGAGCUCUGAGUAUGCUAGAGACGUUACUCACUGGGACACCAAGUCUCAAAUUCUGUGUCCUCUAUUGGUUACCUGCAUUGGAUGAUAGUAAGACCACAAAAAAGAAAAGCGAGGAAUUACUGAAUUUGCUGUACAAGUACAAAAUAUUACACGGCCUACGACUUGUAUUUGUUACUUGGGGUGAAUCACGUCUUCUCAAGAAACAGAAGCUUCAUCAAGUUGAGAUAAAGAUGGAUAUUGAACGGUAUCCGAAUCCCUCGAACUGGAGGAAUGUGAGACCUGAGUAA
This is a messenger RNA of Talaromyces marneffei, 855 nucleotides long. RefSeq lists its product as uncharacterized. Bases 1 to 855 code for a protein of 284 amino acids. The transcript has a single exon. Lineage: Eukaryota; Fungi; Ascomycota; Eurotiomycetes; Eurotiales; Trichocomaceae. The record is from RefSeq and is a predicted model, not a curated record.